Messenger RNA from Pneumocystis jirovecii RU7, 762 nucleotides. RefSeq lists its product as uncharacterized. Bases 1 to 732 code for a protein of 243 amino acids. Gene Ontology annotation, cellular component: ribosome; cytosolic large ribosomal subunit. Gene Ontology annotation, biological process: ribosomal large subunit assembly; translation. Gene Ontology annotation, molecular function: structural constituent of ribosome. NCBI's taxonomy places the organism in Eukaryota, Fungi, Ascomycota, Pneumocystomycetes, Pneumocystales, Pneumocystaceae. The transcript has 5 exons. The record is from RefSeq and is a predicted model, not a curated record.
AUGGUUAAAAAAGGCUCUGUUUGUCGCUGCUGUGUGUUAUUUGGUGCUUUUUGCAGAAGCAUAGUGGAAAUAGCCAAUUCUGAAACGAAUGGAAACGGACAGAAUAUUGAAAAAAAUGAUGGAAAAAUAGAGUUUUGGGUUCUUUUGAAGGGAUUUGGGGCAUUAAAGGGGAAAACAGGCAAAGGAGGGGAAGUGUUAUCGGGGCCAAAGAGACCCGCUGGUGAAGCAAAACAGGACAUAAAGGCGGAAGAACAGGCUAAUAAGGCGGCAAAAGCAGCAUUGCAUGGAAGGUUUUGCAUGCUGAAGAGACGUGUGCGUACGUCUGCAACGUUCCGACGCCCAAAAACACUGCGUUUGGCACGGAAACCGCUUUAUAUGCGGAAAAGCAUACCGCAUACACCCCGGCUGGACGAGUAUAAGGUGUUGGUGUGUCCGCUUAAUACCGAAAGUUCAAUGAAAAAAAUCGAAGAAAAUAAUACGCUUGUUUUUCGGGUACACCUUCGAGCGAAUAAGUAUCAAAUUCAGUUGGCACUUAAAAAGCUUUACAAUGUGGAUGUACAAAAGAUUAAUACAUUAAUAUGCCCAAACGGCACGAAAAAGGCAUAUGUCAAGUUGUCCAGUGAUAUGGAUGCGUUGGAUGUAGCAAACAAGGUAGGCAUGGAUACCAGGGUUGGUGUAGUAUUUAUAGUGGGAUUUAGAUUGGGUUUGUAUAAUUGUUUGCAUGGUCUAUAGAGUGCUGUAUAAAUAUUGGUUUCAUGUAUA